AUGAUAAGUUCACUUCCCUUUUCACCUCUAUGUAGUGGGGAUAUUCAGCUUUUCUUCUGAUUGUUCAUCUGAUUCAAAUUGAUUAUGGUUGUCAGAACAUAAUCAAUCUGACAGUUGCUGUUUAAACAGGUGUAAGAAGACAUGGCAGCUGGAGUUGGACUGCUGCUUCUGCUCAUAGGAGUCUCUUAUGGUAAUAAAACGUUCUGUGAUGCCAGACACGAGGGAGCUCAAUGUUCUCAACCCUGCGGAGCAACUGUGUUUGUUCACCUGAUGGAUGAGGCCUCAAAAAAAAUAAUAUUCCAGUGGACAAAGGAAGCAACAAUAAUACUAAAUUGGAGAAACAAUGGACUCGUGACAAACACAUUAGAGAGCAGAUCCGAAUUUAUCUCCAACAACGGGACAUUUAGGAUCAGCAACCUUAGGAGCAGUGAUAGUGGUGAAUACACACUUAAACUUUUUGAUUCCAAUGGAAAAGCAACAGGAGGACGGACUCUGCAGUUGUACAUUGAAGGCCGGUCCCCACUAAGAUUUGGAGCAAUCUCUGCUCUGCUUUUGUUUUCUAUCCAUGUCGUUGUCUGUGCAAUCGUCAUCUGUGUCCAGAGGAAAAAGCAAAAAAGAAAAGGAGAAGAACUCCCUGCUGACUUGACCUAUGCUGUCGUCAGAGUGGUGCAACAGCGAGAGAGGAAGUCAGUGAAGCAAAACAUAGAGGAGGAGGUGGAGUACAGCCAAAUAAAGAUUGCAGGGUGAUUCCAGUCAAAUUCGACAGAAGAAAUGAGACUAUGUGCAAAUGAAGCAAACUGUUGUCUGCUUUGGUAAAGACUGCAGCACUCAUUGCAGAUCCACAGAGAAGAUGACGAUGUGGACUCCUGAAGACGUUUAACUGUUCUUUAAUCAUUGUAACUUUUAAGAAACCAUAUUUAGCAAUGCAAAAACAACUGCUUGUUUAACUUAAUUGUAAUAUUUGUUCAUGACUGUAAUGUUAAAUUAGGAAGUCUUGACAAAUUGACACUCAACCCAUUAAAUUACAAAAAAAGUUAAGAGACAAAUGUGCUGGAGUCCAAAGAAAAAUAUGUUAUUAGUCUUCAUAUUUUCCACAGCAGCUCCCUAUGGCAUAUGCAAGUGAAAAACAAAAUAAAAGUUGUUAAUGGUGAAA
Molecule: messenger RNA, 1153 nt
Organism: Gambusia affinis (western mosquitofish)
Lineage: Eukaryota; Metazoa; Chordata; Actinopteri; Cyprinodontiformes; Poeciliidae
Exons: 4
Coding region: 142-747 (201 amino acids)
Source: RefSeq, a predicted model, not a curated record